AUGCCUUUAUCCCCAACACGGACUGCAUUUCACACUGAUUCAUCCCGUGAAUCGUCCCCCACCAGGUUGGCUGGAUUCUUCAAUGGGAUUACAGGCGGUGGUUCGGAUAAAGAGAGCCUCAGGGCGGGUCGAAUACCCAACUCUUCUGACGAUGCUUUAGUUCAAAAGAUCUCGGGACUACAGUUGAGCAACAAGGAAAAUGCACCUGGUAGUACUGGUCAUUUUGAACCUAGCCAAUAUCGACGAACUGUCCUCUCGGCCGCUGAUUUAGCCAAGGCCCACGAUCCAAAGGUUAAGCGGAUGGUGAAUGUUGCCAACAUGUACUUCCUCGACUACUACCUCGAUAUGAUUACAUACUCGUACAAGCGAAAGCAAAGAUUGGAGAAAGCGAAAGCCAACAUUAAUACACUCGAUGAAGAGGAGCGCCAAUUUGCUUGGAAGUCAUAUACAGGAAGAGAGCGGGUACUUCUGCGUAAGCGUCGUGUCAAGCUUAAGUAUAGGGAUUUCCAAAUCUUGACUCAGGUUGGACAAGGUGGUUAUGGCCAAGUGUAUCUUGCAAGAAAGACUGAUACAAAGGAAGUUUGUGCCUUGAAGGUUCUGAACAAAAAGUUACUACUUAAACUGGAUGAAAUUAGACAUAUUCUUACCGAGAGAGAUAUAUUGCGAACUGCUAGCUCUCCUUGGCUGGUUCAACUACUUUACUCGUUCCAAGACGAUGAAAAUGUAUAUCUAGCUAUGGAAUUUGUCCCUGGAGGUGACUAUCGUACUCUCUUGAACAAUACUGGAACUCUAAACCCUCGCCACACACGAUUUUACAUUAGUGAAAUGUUCGCUAGUCUUGAAGCCCUUCAUCAAUUGGGCUAUAUUCAUAGAGACUUGAAACCUGAAAACUUUCUUAUCGAUGCUUCUGGACAUAUCAAACUUACCGAUUUUGGACUUGCUUCUGGAGCAGUGUCAUCGCACAAGAUUGACAGUCUACGACGUAAGCUUGAGCUUGCUAAGGAUACUCCCUUAAAGUAUAGAUCUGUGACUGAGAGACAAGAGGCAUAUCGUUCUCUUAGGGUGCGCGACGUUAACAUUGCAAAAUCAGUGGUUGGGUCGCCUGAUUAUAUGGCUCUGGAAGUCCUUAGAGGAACUACUUACAAUCAUACCAUUGAUUAUUGGUCUUUGGGUUGUAUGUUGUUUGAAACACUGACAGGAUACCCUCCCUUCAGUGGAAGCAGUACUGAAGAAACAUAUGCGAAUUUGCAACAAUGGAAAAAAUGUUUGGUUCGACCCCAGUAUGAGGACGGAAAGUUUGUAUUCAGCGAUCGUACUUGGAACCUGAUUCUCUCGUUGAUUAAUUAUCCUAAAGAUAGACUAAAGAACUUCAAGGAGAUUUCUCAACAUCCUUAUUUUAGUGAGGUCGACUGGGAUAAUUUGAGGAAAUCUAAUCCUCCAUUUGUUCCACAAUUGAACUCAGAGGCGGAUGCCGGCUACUUUGAUGACUUUUCGAACGAGGAAGAUAUGGCUAAAUACAAAGAAGUAUUGGACAAGAAGACUCAAGUAGAGGGCAUGGCUGACCGUGGUGUUCCAUUGUCGAAACAGGCGUUUAUUGGAUUCACUUAUAAGCAUUCCAAAACGGGCUCAACUGCUCCAAAUGUGCUAGAAGAUAGUACCUUUGGAAGACGAAACGUUGUGCAUGACUCGUUUUCCACCAUUUUCUGA
Sugiyamaella lignohabitans is the source of this 1707-nucleotide messenger RNA. RefSeq names its product serine/threonine-protein kinase DBF20 (gene DBF20). Gene Ontology annotation, biological process: peptidyl-serine phosphorylation; intracellular signal transduction. The transcript has a single exon. The coding region runs from base 1 to 1707 and encodes 568 amino acids. NCBI's taxonomy places the organism in Eukaryota, Fungi, Ascomycota, Dipodascomycetes, Dipodascales, Trichomonascaceae. The record is from RefSeq and is a predicted model, not a curated record. Gene Ontology annotation, cellular component: spindle pole body. Gene Ontology annotation, molecular function: ATP binding; protein serine/threonine kinase activity.